Belonocnema kinseyi is the source of this 1086-nucleotide messenger RNA. It is a transcript of the gene Sbds, whose product is annotated as ribosome maturation protein SBDS. The transcript has 2 exons. The record is from RefSeq and is a predicted model, not a curated record. Bases 372 to 1043 code for a protein of 223 amino acids. NCBI's taxonomy places the organism in Eukaryota, Metazoa, Arthropoda, Insecta, Hymenoptera, Cynipidae. Gene Ontology annotation, biological process: cytosolic ribosome assembly; ribosome biogenesis.
GGAAGUUUCAUAAUGCGAACGAAGAGUGUGUUCGGUGUUAUCAAGUGCAUAAAAAAUUUGAGAUCCGAGUGAUCCCCUGAAAAUCUCAUGUUCGGUUGAUCUAACCUGUAAAUUGAUCGUCGACGGUUACCGAGCGACGCGCGAGGUCACGUGUUCACGGGCGGCAUUCAAUUCCCUUUAUAUUUUUUGUCCCUUUUGUUUUGAUUGGCCGACUUUUUCAAGCCGAUGGAGGUAGGACAUGGCUGCUAGUGCCGGAUCGGUAUUAGAGGACACGGAUGGUCGGCCACCUGAAUUUGAAGAGGUUAGCAUGGAUACAUCCACCCUCGAUGAGAACACUCUGCUAGGGUUGGAGGCCCUUUUAUCCCUCCAGUAUGGCCCCAACAACGAGGAAUCACCUGAUGAAGUGUUUCGGAAGAGAGAAAGACAUAGACGAAGUACUUCAGUCGCACACGGUAUUCACAAACGUAUCCAAAGGUCAAGUAGCAAAGAAGGAAGACCUAUUAAAAUGUUUCGCUCAAGAAGACCAAACCGAAAUUUGCAAAGAAAUUUUGGAUAAAGGUGAACUGCAAGUCUCUGACAAAGAAAGACACUCGACUUUGGAAUCGAUGUUUAAAGAUAUCGCGACGACAGUAGCUGAUAAGUGCGUCAAUCCAGAAACGAAGCGCCCCUAUCCAGUCUCCUUGAUAGAAAAGGCAAUGAAAGAUGUUCACUUCUCAGUCAAGCCGAACAGAAAUGCAAAGCAGCAAGCCUUAGACGUAAUUCCGCAGUUAAAGACAGUCAUGCCUUUGGAAAGAGCGCAAAUGAGACUACGAGUUUUCGUUACGGGAAAAGAAGCUAAGAAGGUCAGGGAGAAAAUAAUUAAAAUAGUUACAACCACAGAAAAGGAGGACUGGGAUGAUGGUUCCUUGAAUUUGAUAUGCCUUAUCGACCCAGGGCAGUACAGAGAAAUCGAUGAAUUAGUUCGUUCAGAAACAAAAGGUUCAGGAACUCUGGAAUUGUUAAAUCUGAAGGAAGUCACAGAAGGCGAGGAAAUUUUAGAAUAGGAGUAUUUGUAAUUUAAUCUACAAAAUGUCAUUUCAUUUUUAU